Zingiber officinale is the source of this 1473-nucleotide messenger RNA. Its product is annotated as zinc transporter 7-like. The coding region runs from base 124 to 1311 and encodes 395 amino acids. Gene Ontology annotation, biological process: zinc ion transmembrane transport. Gene Ontology annotation, cellular component: plasma membrane. The transcript is spliced from 5 exons. The record is from RefSeq and is a predicted model, not a curated record. Gene Ontology annotation, molecular function: zinc ion transmembrane transporter activity. Lineage: Eukaryota; Viridiplantae; Streptophyta; Magnoliopsida; Zingiberales; Zingiberaceae.
CGACAUCCGCUUCACAAUUACGACUCCGACGGUUCACUUUACCCUCUUCGAAUUAAAUACUAGUUUCGAUCCAAGAUCGAAUGCCCAAAUUAAAAGGAUACGGAAGAAGAGCGAUCCAUCGCCAUGUCAAUUUUCGAGGAUACUGGGCCUUCGGUGUUCUUCGGACGAUUCACUCAUGGUUUUCACUCUUUUGGGGAAGUGGUAUCGGCGUCGAUGUCGACGGCGAGUUGUGCUGGGGAGGAGUCGGACGAGUGCCGGGACGAUGCGGCGGCUCUGCGGCUGAAGCUGGUGGCGAUCGCCGGAAUCCUGGCGGCGGGGGUGGCCGGCGUGGCGCUCCCCCUGGUGGGGCGGAAGCGGCGGCUGCUGCGGACCGACGGGGGCGUGUUCGUGUGCGCCAAGGCAUUCGCUGCCGGGGUCAUCCUCGCUACCGGGUUCGUGCACAUGCUCCACGACGCGCAGGCGGCGCUCACAGGCCCCUGCCUCCCUGCUUUCCCCUGGCGGCGCUUCCCCUUCCCGGGCUUCGUGGCGAUGGCCGCGGCGCUCGGGACGCUGGUGCUGGACUUCGUCGCCACGCAGUUCUACGAGCGGAAGCACCGGGAUGAGGUUGCUGGCAUCCGGACCGCCGCCGCCGCCGCAGCAGCAGCAACGGCGGCCAAUACGUCCGCAGAAGAAGAAGAAUCUGGAAUCACCGUCGUGCUCUCGAUUCCGCAGGAAUCCGAAUGCCAAUUCGCCGGCGAGAAAGAUCCGUUACUCAUAACCAGCCGCCACAGCCAUAGUCAUAGCCAUAGCCUCGGCCAUGGCCAGGAGGAGGGUGAAGAACUGCCAUCGCACGUACGGCAUGUGGUCGUAUCACAGAUACUCGAGAUGGGGAUCAUCUCGCACUCUAUGAUCAUCGGGCUUUCCCUGGGCGUGUCGCGGAGUCCCUGCACCAUAAGACCGCUGGUGGCGGCGCUCUCAUUUCACCAGUUCUUCGAAGGCUUCGCAUUGGGCGGUUGCAUCUCUCAGGCGCAGUUUAGUCACUUGGCUUCGGCGCUGAUGGCGUGCUUCUUUGCCAUCACGACGCCGGCGGGAAUCGCUGCGGGAGCGGGCGUGGCGUCGUCAUUCAACUCGAACAGCCCUCGAGCGCUGGUGGUGGAGGGGUUGCUGGACUCGGUGUCGGCGGGGAUUUUGAUAUACAUGGCCUUGGUGGAUCUCAUCGCCGCGGAUUUACUCAGCCGGCGAUGGAAUGGCAAUGUCAGGCUUCAGGUGGCGUCCUACGUCGCCCUCUUCAUCGGCGCCGGAGCCAUGUCGAUCCUUGCAAUAUGGGCCUGACAGACACAUAUGAAUCCGUGUCUUAGGACUACAUAUAUAACUCACUGAUAUUUGUUUGUUUUCCCCUGCACUUUCUGGCAUGCAAGGCCUAAGUACAGCUCUAUGUUCAUUCUGUUGAUACUUCCAGAUAUGAAUAUUGUCCCCUUUUCCGCUUCUUCUUCA